Daphnia pulicaria is the source of this 1135-nucleotide messenger RNA. RefSeq lists its product as uncharacterized. The transcript is spliced from 4 exons. NCBI's taxonomy places the organism in Eukaryota, Metazoa, Arthropoda, Branchiopoda, Diplostraca, Daphniidae. The record is from RefSeq and is a predicted model, not a curated record. Bases 46 to 666 code for a protein of 206 amino acids.
GUAAAAGAAUUAAAUUAAACAUUUUCUUCCCUAGAAUUUGGGGAGAUGCAUUUACUAGUAAUUGUAAUGACAGUGUUCAUCGCUUCGCAAGAGACAGACAGUUGCAAUCAACUUUGUGGCCGGCAUUCGCCAAUAUCAACUGAAUUUGACAGAGAAAGUUCUUCAUCCGUUGCCGCUGAUAGCUGUCGACACGGUCAGAAUUAUUUCAAUCGACAUUCCUUCCAGCUAAACAGCGACGGAAUCAGUUUCAUCAAUGACAGAGACGUGGAAACCAACAAUGGGCCAGCAGUCCCAUCGCUCAACCGGAAUCGGCGAAUAUUAAUUCGUGAAUUCACACCACAAGAUGUUGUCCGCUGUUUGGAUUCUCUAUCCGCCAAGAGAAACCGGCGAUCGCUCCAUAUCGCAUUUAUUGGCGACUCGACGAUUCGUCAACAUUACGUCAUGUUUUUAAGACUGAUUCCGGACUUUGAUAGGAGAAUUGAAAGGUAUUCAAAUGUCUGGUACCCGUUCCAUUAUCACGAGGAUCGCAAUGUGACGAGCUGGUUGUUUGACAAUCUGCGCAUUUCUUUCUACUGGCGUGACCUCAUCAAAGAUGAUUUGAUUGCCGAUUUCGGGCAUCAACCGACGACGACAGCCAAGCACCAGAUUUCAUUCUCCUCGGAGUGACUGCCCAUCACAUCGACCAAAACAAUCGGAGCACAAUCGCAGACAGUUUCCGGACGUACGAGAAGCUUUUGGAAAAGCAACUGAUGCCGCUCAUCAAUCAAAGUCUGACUGUCCAUCCUCGCCAGGAGAUUGUCUGGCUGCUCCAGAGUCUCACCAGCAUGGACCGAGUCAAUCGCGGUUUUUAUCCCGAAACCAUUCGGAUGUACAACAACGCCGUUCGCCUUAUCUUGAAAGACACUCGAGUGAUAAUGUGGGAGACGAUUAAUCUCAUAGUCGAGGAAUACCUUCGAGGCUGUGCUCUGACCAGAGACGAGCGCCGAGACAACGAAAACACCGAUCACGAGCGAGUCGACAACGGAUACCUGAACUGCAAAGAUUUCAUCCAUCCAGGAAUGGGGGCAUUAUCGAUAGGCACACAGCUCAUUAUUAACCACAUAUGCGAAUAAUCCCAUGAUAUUACAAUGUUGUA